UCGGGACCUAGCAAGGGAAAGGGUUGGGAGUCGUGAUCCUGGCCCCGGUGUCCCUAGGGACAGGGGGGCGAGUGGGGUCACAAGGCCUCGCCCCGCUGCCUGCUCUGCGCAGCUCUGGCAGAACCUGGAGCUGCUGGGAGCAGGGAGACAGAGCGAUGGACCGAGGGGAGGGGCGGAGUGGACUGUGUGCAGGGCCUGGGGUCGGAGGUCACGGGGACAGUGGGGAAGGUCGUGGGGAAUGGGAACUUUGGAGGCUGCACCCUUCUUAUUGCCUUUGGGUGCGGCAUGAUGGGGCGGGAGGAGCUGAUCGCCAGCCCUGCCCACCCAGAGGUCCCUAGUUAGGGCCAUUGAAAAAGGAGUCCCCCCUCACCCCUUCCCCCCGCCCUGUGAAACCACUGUUGUGGGUGUGUGUGUCUGGCUGACAAUCUGAGGUCUCUAGAAAGAGCAAAAUCUCUGUUUCUCCUGAUGGCCCACAGAUGUUGUGACAGUGACAAGGUGUUUGAAUCCUACCAGUCCCCCUGAGGGACAUUGGAUUCUCCCUUCACCACCAUUCCCCUGACCCCUAACCAUGAGGCCCAACCAGAAUAGUAGGUCAGGUCAGCAGAGGGCUUUAGAUCCCUUUUUAAGUAAUUUUUAAAAAUCAGACUUUUUGUCAAACAAGUUAGGCUCCUGAAAUUGUAGUGGUGCUUAGAGCUAGACAGGUGGGCCACAGGCUUUCUCUCUGUAUCUUUAUGUUCUUUGCUUACUGAAGUUUGUUCAGUGAGUGUGCUUUUCUUCCUUUCCUUCUCCUUCUCCUUCUCCUUCUUCUUCUUCUUCUUCUUUGGAGAGGAUUAUUUUAUGAAUUGUCAAAGUGUAAUUUUCAAAGUGACUGAUUCUCAUGCAAACAUUGAGGACUUGUGAUUUCGUUUUCCUGUUACUGGAUGAUCCAGCGGUGGCAGAGCCCCUGUUAGAGAGAACACAGAAGCUUAGGUGUCUGUAGGGAGUAAGCAGUUGGGAAGCUGAGAUGGCUUUUACUUGGUCACUGUGAUGUGAACAUGUACCCCAUCAUGCCACCAAACCACAGCCCUGGGUCUGAGAAGCAGAGCUGCUUCACAUCUAGGUAGUAGGUAGGACAUACUGUCACUUAUUUGAUCAGUGAUCCUGGGGCAGGGACUGUUCUGCAGUGACAUAUCAGCAUGUGAAAAAGGUUCAAGACGAAUAGAACACAUGAAGAUCCUACAGGUACUUGCACUGACUGAGUUUUCUCAGGCAAGAUACAGUGUAGGGCACCAAACUCCUGUGUUGGCUCUGUAACUACUUGGGUUUAAAAUUUAGGACGAUGAGUCUUCCCAGUGAUGGAGGGACACCAGAGAGCAUUUUUGACCUGGACUAUGCUUCUUGGAAGAUUCGCUCAACACUGGUGGUUGCUGGCUUUGUCUUCUACUUGGGUGUCUUCGUGGUCUGCCACCAGCUAUCAUCCUCCCUGAAUGCCACUUACCGCUCUUUGGUGGCCAAAGAAAAGGUCUUCUGGAACCUGGCAGCUACCCGUGCUGUCUUUGGUGUCCAGAGCACCACUGCAGGUUUGUGGGCUAUGCUGGUGGACCCUGUGCUGCAGGCUGAUAAGGCACUUGGCCAGCAGAACUGGUGCUGGUUUCACGUUACAACAGCCACAGGAUUCUUCUUCUUUGAAAACGUUGCUGUCCACGUGUCCAGUGUGUUCUUUCAGACAUUUGAUCUGUUUUUAGUUGUCCAUCAUCUCUUUGCCUUCCUUGGGUUUCUUGGCUCUGUGAUCAACCUUCAAGCGGGCCACUAUUUAGCCAUGACCACGCUGCUCCUGGAGAUGAGUACCCCCUUCACCUGCAUUUCCUGGAUGCUCCUAAAGGCCGGCUGGUCAGACUCUCUAUUCUGGAAGCUGAACCAGUGGCUGAUGAUCCACAUGUUCCACUGCCGUAUGAUGCUCACCUACCACAUGUGGUGGGUGUGCUUCUGGCACUGGGAUGCCCUGCUCAGCAGCCUCUACCUGCCACAUUUUGCACUUUUCCUCCUGGGAUUGGCCCUCCUCACACUCGUGCUUAACCCCUACUGGACCCACAAGAAGACCCAGCAGCUUCUCAAUCCUGUAGACUGGAACUUUUCACAACCAGAACCUAAAAGCAGCCGGCCCCACAGGACCAACGGCCAGGUGGUACAGAGAAAGGAGCAGUAGCUAUUGGACCAGCCACUCCGUAGCGGUGAUUCCACAGUCCUGUGGGGAUUGCUGCAUGUCAACCUUCCAGCCAGUGAGGUGAAGAGCCUUCACCUGGUGCCCAUCUAAGUGAGACUGACCAUCUCCUACUUUCCUUUCCAAGUAAGCAUCAUUGCCUGUGCUCCAGCCACGCAGGGGGAAAUGCUAAGUACUUCUAACCGGAUUUACUUUUAGAGCAGAUGUCUGCUGUCCUCGUUUCAUGGCCCUAAGUUAGGGCUCAUUCUGAAUGUGUUCCCAUGCCAGGCUGAGUUCGUCUUCCUGCAGGAGCCCCAUUAGAGGUGCUGAGUGUUAGGACGGGUUGGGGGAGGCUACUGCCUGUUACAAAGGCCAUGUGCUGUGGGGCCAAGGCCUUCUCCAUCUAUCCUUUCUAGUCACACUCAGAAGAAUCUAAUGUGCCUUUUUCAGAGAGAUGUAUAUGUAUGAAGUGCCCUAAGUUAGAAAAUAAUAUGAUCUGUUGUCCACUGUUCAAAUGUCCCAGGUGUAAAUUCUAAGAGGCUAGGUGUACAGCAGGUGACAGUGCUUGCCAUCUAGUGGCCUCCCUGUGCUAUGACAAGUUUCUAGGACCAGUGUCGCUUCUAGCUCCUCCAUAGUCAGUCUGGGGAGACAUGUCAUCAAGAAAUGGUACGUGAGACACAAAUUUCAGACUCAUCUUAUAUAUCCCACUUGACAAAGUAAUGUAGAUGUUUGCUUAUCGUAUCUGUCAGAAGGUUUAGAGUUACAAAGUACCUAAUUAAACCAUAACCUACCUUGACUGAUGUUUCUCUCUUGAAUUCAAGAGUAGGUAGUGAUCACUUUCCUCAGUAGCUAUGGAGCAAAGCCCCAGGAAGCUCUUGCAACCUUCAGCAGCAGUCUGGCUUCCAUCAAACUCUUCGUUCCUCACUAUCUAGUGUGGCCCAAAGUGUGUCAUAUUACUGUUGUGCUGAUGGGCUUAUUUGCAGGUGGCACACUUACCUUCACAAGGAGUGUGCAGUUUCAAGUAAAGUUUAUUUUUGCUGUGGGCGGGGGUAGAUAGCAUAAUGGUUAUACAAAGAGACUCUCAUAUUUGAGACUCUAAAGUUCCAGGUUCAAUCCCCCACACCAUCAUAAACCAGAGCUCCGCAGGGCUCUGGUAAAAAAAAGAAAAGAAAUAAAUUUUAUUUUUGUUGAAAGCACCUCUAAAGUGUUUAUGCAGAGCACAUAUUUAUUGGUCAUGAAAAUCAUGUGUCCUUCGAGCUUCUGUAAAACUAAGAUUUUGAUUAUUGGUGCACUUUGUUGAUUAUGUUGUACCUAUUUAUGUCAUUUUAAGAAGAAGCAAAUUAAAUCUUAAAAAUAUCCAGUAGGUGGUGUCUCUGCUCAGCCUGUGUCUGAGACCCUGUGGCACUUUGGUGGCCUCACUGUAUCCUUUCUUCCAGAAGCAGAGAGAACUGGUGUUUUCUAGCUGGGCAUAUGUGUAAUAAAGAGACUGAUGUUUACAGAA
Messenger RNA from Erinaceus europaeus (western European hedgehog), 3680 nucleotides. It is a transcript of the gene CLN8, whose product is annotated as CLN8 transmembrane ER and ERGIC protein. NCBI's taxonomy places the organism in Eukaryota, Metazoa, Chordata, Mammalia, Eulipotyphla, Erinaceidae. The coding region runs from base 1319 to 2185 and encodes 288 amino acids. The record is from RefSeq and is a predicted model, not a curated record. Gene Ontology annotation, cellular component: membrane; endoplasmic reticulum. The transcript has 3 exons. Gene Ontology annotation, biological process: lipid homeostasis.